This is a messenger RNA of Sclerotinia borealis F-4128, 1260 nucleotides long. The record is from the annotation of a GenBank genome assembly. Lineage: Eukaryota; Fungi; Ascomycota; Leotiomycetes; Helotiales; Sclerotiniaceae.
AUGUCGUUCGACCCCUCAAGACCUAUUGACGAUGAGAAGGUCUGGUUUCCCAAGGGAAUGUUCGUCGACAACCGCAGUAACUCUAGGUUUGCAGCUGUUCCCGACGACGAUGAGAGAGCUUUCGUCUUUAACUCCUCUGACAUGAAGGCCUUGAACCGGUUCUUAGGCACGGGCAGGUUGCUUCAAACCAGACGCGAUGAUUAUCUCAGAUCACUGGGAAUUUUGGCAACGGAUCCGUUGAGUACAGACCUUGCGAAUGAAAUAGAUGAUCUUAUGUCGACUUAUACCAAGGUCAAAGCAGACUGCGUAUACUUCAGAGACCACACAUGGCGUACUAUUGUCGACAUGGCGGCGCAGAUCAGAAUAUACGCCACCAUGGCAGGUGGAACUGAGGAAACCUCGUAUACGGUUCUUAUGCUGAAAUGGAUCGGCGACUAUCACAACGAGAAUAACAAAGCCAAACCUGAUCCAGCAAAGUUGAAGGAGCUAAGAGAAGGUAUCCAAUAUGUGAUUGACGAGGAGCUCAGGAUAAUCAAACAAUUGCAGACUGGUGCACAAGAAGCAUUAAACGGGCUGGGAAGUUUCCACAGCUUGUGUGAGCAACACGAAUCUCGCAUCAGAAUUAAUGCGACAUCUCUUGACGCUCAAUUGACGAGGGAGGGAAAUGAUAUUGUGAGUAUGCAGAAGAGAAUUCUGGAUGCCCAGGCGGAACUAGAUGAUUUACAGAGCAGAAUUGAUGGAAAAAAUCAGGUGCUCACCGACGCACCCAAGUACAUGUGGGUUUGGCCGAUCGGAACUGCAAUCGGAACAGGGCUUGUUAUCGCCGCAAAGAAAGAAAUCGCACUUAUGAAAGAGGCCAUGGAGAAGAUACAGGCUCUGAUGAAUGAGUAUGAAGCUAAACAGAAAACUGCCUCUCGCUUGCAACUUAACAUCAUGUUUGUCAAUGGCCAAGUCAACAACCUCACCCAGGAAAUUGCACCAGCAAUGCGGACGCUCGAAUUGCUUCAAGGAGCUUGGAAAUCCAUGGUCACGGAUCUCGAGACUAUCAAACAAUUAAUCGAUAAUGAUACUGAGAAAAUUCCUCCAAUGAUACUUGCGCGACCACAGUUGCAAAAGAUUGUCGAUGAGUGGAAUGAAUUGAGGGAUUUUGCGAGCAAUUAUAUCCAGAACUCCUAUCUUAGCGAAUCUCCCGAGACAGUGAGUGUUCAGCAGUAUAUUCAUCAGUUGAGCACUCGUGUUAUGGUUACGAGAAGGUGUUGA